Messenger RNA from Dermacentor albipictus, 2002 nucleotides. RefSeq lists its product as uncharacterized. Lineage: Eukaryota; Metazoa; Arthropoda; Arachnida; Ixodida; Ixodidae. The record is from RefSeq and is a predicted model, not a curated record.
CCUCAUCUGGCCGCCAUAGCCGUGGUCGUUCGGCGAUCCGGCAUAACACGGUUUGAUGUUCGGCGGCCGCUGUUUGGUGCUUGUGGACGUGUUUUUUCUUUCAACUGUACUUUUUCCUGGCGCUAUGGUGAACUGCGCGGUGUAUGGGUGCAGUGCCCACUCGCGGAAAAGUGCGAAGGACGAAAAUGUGGCGGAGGUUGGUUUUUUUCACAUUCCAAAAGUGAUCGCGCAUCAGUGCGCACGGACAAAUGAAGUGUCAACACGGAGGAGAGCGGAAUGGUUUUCUCGUAUUAACCGCAAGGAUAUGGACCGCAGUGCGAACCACUACAGAGUCUGUGGGAAGCAUUUCAUUUCAGGUCGACCAGCAUACCUAAUGGAUGAGUCCAAUCCGGACUGGGCGCCCUCGCUUCAUCUUGGGCACGGGAAAGAAAUGAACGGCAACGCCUCAUCAUCUCGGCACACGAGGAAAAGGCGCCGAGCGGAGCGAUCGGGAAGUCCCCGAAAGCAACUGCAUGAGAAUGCACACGAAGGAAGCAGUGCUGUACCGGAUUCACCAGUGACCUCCGAAGACGAUGAACCGCUUUUUGAUGAUCCUGAUAUCCAGGAGACUCCUGAUCAAGAAUGCACUGAUGGAGGGAAGGCUGACUUUUCACAUGUUACUGACUUGACAAUGGAGCAAAUUGAGCAUCUUGAGAACGAGAAUCGGCACCUGCUCUCAGAGGUCGGAGAAGUGCGAAACAAACUGAACAAGCAAAUGCUGACUGAAGAGUGCCUGAGAGAAAACGAAGACAUGUUGCAGUUUUACACAGGAUUGUCAAAUUUCAGUCUUUUGAUGGCCCUUCUUGAAGUGCUGAAGGAAGGAAUGGCACGUACAAACCGAAACAGUCUAACCUUCUUCCAGGAGAUGCUCAUAUUCCUCAUCCGCCUUCGCUUGAAUGUGCCAUUGCAGGACUUGGCAUACAGGUUCAAUGUAUCCCAGUCAACUGUGUCUAGGGUUGUCAACAAGUGGAUUGAUGUGGCCUUUGUCCGCCUCUCCCGUGCUGUGAAGUGGCCAGAACCUGAAGAGUUGCAGCGAACAAUGCCUAUGGCAUUUCGGCAGUGCUUCGGGACACGACUAGCUGUAAUACUCGACUGUUUUGAGUUGUUUAUAGAGCGACCUUCGUCUUUCCUGCCUAGAUUGCACACAUGGUCAAACUAUAAGCAUCACAAUACAGUCAAGUAUCUAAUCGGCAUCGCUCCACAGGGCGUUAUUACAUUUAUUUCUCGUGGGUGGGGUGGACGCUCGAGUGACAAGGUCAUUACAGAGAAGUGUGGCGUGCUGAAUAAUCUCCAGCCUGGGGACUAUGUUUUGGCAGAUAGAGGCUUCACUAUUGGCGACAGUGUUGGACUUCAUUGUGCAAAGCUUGCAAUUCCUGCCUUCACCAAAGGCAAGCCCCAACUUUCAGCCUGUGAAGUAGAAAAGACGCGAAAGCUUGCAAAUGUCCGGAUUCAUGUUGAGAGAGUGAUUGGACUGCUCCGCAAUAAAUACCGAAUACUCAAGUACACGCUUCCUGUGGAGAUGCUUGCAUCAGAAGAGACUGGACCCACUGUGCUCGACAAGAUAGUCUUUGUUUGUUCGGCACUAUGCAAUUUGAGUAACUCCACUGUUCCAUUCGGUUGACCCCAGAGAUAGACAAAGCAGAUGAUUCAGCUUUUGCAAAUGUUUAUUGCUUAAAACAACUCUUGUGAGGAAAAAUAAAGAACAGUUCUGUACAUGAAACAUGCUGUUAUACAGUUACACAACAGUUAUACAGGAGCUCUCUUGUGUAGCAAGCACCCGUGCAUGAUCGUCUCUGCCGUUAAAUGGACAUUUUAUUUCUAGGACUCCUUUUUUGCAGCAGGUGCAACUUAUAAUGCCAUCAGGAGAGGUAGCCAGAAAUGGCAGCUCAGUGGAGAUUUGAAGACCAGAAUCCUUGCAGACAAAAUUCAUAUGUACGUCCUGUGACACAGCCUUGUAGGCAUC